CUACGCGGGUCUUUCCCCUACUGCGUUACUCCCCUCCAGCUCAUCAGCAAUGGAAAUAUUUAGAAAAUAUUUAGGUGGUUCGACGGAAUCAGACGAGGUUGUUGGAGCUGAUAUUGUGGAUAAGCUUGUAGAUCGCUACCAGUCUUCAACUAGAAUUGAUGACAAGAGGGAUGCUUUACGGGCCCUGAAAGCGAUUUCUAAGGUGUUUAGAAGUACCGAUUGGAGGUUGGAACCCAAGCAAUGAUUAUCUUCUCUUCAGUCCUGAAAAAUGAUUGGGAGGAUUCGGAUUGUGUAUGUUACGCCUUGGAAGGCCUUUAUUCUGUGAUGAACGAUGAAAUAAGCGAACAAGUUGAACCUCAUGAGUUAGUCAAUAUACCAACUGACCUGGGUGUACAGUUCACGGAAAUGUAUAUGAAGAACACUGAAAAUUACCAAACUUUAUUGUCACUUUUGGAUGCACCUGAGAGUUUUAUUCGACGGAACGCUAUGCGGUUGCUUACAGUGCUUUCUAUCAAUCGUCUAAAAGAUACUCAAAAUGCUCUCCUUCAGUGUCGUACCGGAGUUUCAAAACUUGUGGAUAUACUUUCAGACACUCAUGAAGUUUUACGGAAUGAUGUCAUACUUCUUCUAACGGAACUCACCAAAGCAAAUGCUAACAUCCAGAAAAUAGUAGCCUUUGAAAAUGCUUUCGACUGGUUACUGAAAAUCAUAUAUUCUGAAGGUCUGUGUGAUGGUAGUGUGGUUGUAGAAGAUUGUCUUCGUUUAUUAUUUCAAUUGUUAGACGGUAAUCCAUCUAACCAAGUCUUGUUUGCAGAAGGGAAUUUUAUUCAGCGUCUUUCGCUUUUAUUUGACUUGCAUUCUACUGAAAGUACACAGUCACACCUUUGGUCUGCACAGAAAGUUGUCAAUGCGGAGGUAGCUAUGCAGGUUGUUCAAACCUUGGUAGCGCCUUGUAAUAAAGCUCAAUUAACGCGAAACUGCCAGAAUGUGAUUUAUGAUUGUGGUCUUCUAGAAAAACUAUGUAAUAUUGUGAUGAUUAGUGGUGUUCCAGCAGAUGUCCUAACAAAAUCAAUCUAUGCUUUAGCGGACUCAAUACGUGGAUGCCCAAGAAAUCAAGAAUAUUUAGCAAAUUUAGUUACACCUUCAGAGCCCCCUCAAUCUGCUGUGAAUGUGCUACUCGUAUCUAUGUUAAAUAAGCAUCAAUCUGUAGUUGUGCGUGUAGCUGCGCUAUACUGCUUUCAAUGUUAUCUUGCUUCCAAUCAUCAAGGACAGAAUGGAAUUGUGAUGACAUUGCUGCCUAAACCUAAUGAUGUUCCACAGCUUGGUGUUAGCGCUGGUCAGUUGCUUUGUGGAGGAUUGUUUUCCAGUGAUUCAUCAGCUUGGUUUUCUUCAAUAGCUCUUCUUCAUUGUAUCCAUGAUAAUGUACAGCUUAAAAAAGAACUUUUGCGCGUACAUUUAUCUCCUAAUGAAGGAGCUCUACCUGUUACCCUUUUUCAUCAGUGCUUUAUAUGGCAACAACAGUGUAAUCGUUUUCAAACUCGCAUGGGUUUACUGCAAUUAUUAUGUACUUGGUUCACAAACUGUUCUGAAGCAAUAAGAUGUUUUUUAAAUCCAUCAUCCGGUACAGGAGAUGAUCAGACAGAAUCAGUGAAUCGUGGCUCGUAUUUAUGGACGCUUAUUGCAGAAGCAUGCGCAGUGGAUAAUGACGAAAAUGAAGCAUUAGUUCACGGUUUGACUACAUUAUUAGUUUGCAUCUGUGUAAUUUACAAUCCUGGGAAUGUAAAUGGAUUUGAAAGAUCAACAUUAUAUAAUGCCCUGGAGAAACGUAUCGGGAUAGAUAUGAUUUUAGAACGCCUAAGUCAAAUAUCCAAAGCUGAAUCAUUUAUUACAGCCUCAAAAAAACCUCAAAUAUCUGUUCAGUCUACUGAUGAUUUAAUAUUUGAUUAUACAUUUACACGUUUAUUCAAACGAUUAGAAUAUGAAGUAAUGCAUACAUUCCAGUUGGACAGUAGUAUUAAUGGAGUAAAGAAUUGUACUUCAUUUAGUGAUAAUCACCAAAAUAGUAAACCCGUUGAUCCUACAAUUACAACAAUAAGUAAACAAUAUGACGAGAAGCUGGCAAGACAGGAGAAUGAGAUAACGAUGUUGCGUAAUCGUAUAAGUGUAUUAGAAUCUCAGCUGAAUACUUGUCGUUCUACAAUUAAUAGUAAUACUCCAACUGAUGCAAAACAGAAUAACGUGGUCAAUGAAGAUCAACUACAAAAAUUAACCAUAACUGACAAUGUUACUAUUCAAAAUUUAGAACAGAAGUGUUUAAUGCUUGAAAAAGAACGGGAUAAUCUACGUGGUGAACAUGAAGAUUUAUUAUUACUUUUAAAUGAUCAAGAUGUAAAAAUUAUGAAAUUGUGUAAACUUGUUAGAGAGUUAGGCGGUCUUGUAAGUUGAUAGUGAUAACUUAUUGAUAUAUUCACUCUGUUAAAUUUAUUAUUAUUAUUAUCGCUUCCUGUAGUGAGGGGUGGGCUAGUGGUUAUAAAACUGCUUUCAAAUAUAAUAAACUGAGCGGUGUGUGUGAAUUCUAGGCUUGCUGUACAUAACUGGAUCUAACCAACUGAGUACUUAUACCUGUUCUUGAUUAUUGAACACAUCCCAGCAAAAUGUAAUACAAGAUGCCUGCGUCGUUGUAUAUAAUUUUACUUAUUUUAAUUUAAUGAGUGGAAUCUCAAUUUUAAUGUUACGUUCUACACAUUGAUUAAAUUUUUAUUUGGUCAAUUGCAGUCCUCAAUAUCAAUGGAAAGGUUCAGAUAACCAAUAUGUAUCAAUUAGAAUUCACUCCACUCUAUUUAAAACUUUAACGUUUUUCCAGUCGAAUGUGUGUCCACGGUUGUCCAUAAGCAUUAAUAUAAGCGACGAUAUGUGAUGUUACCAUGACAAAUCUGGAAAAUCAUAGGCAAGUAUCGGACGAAGAAUCAAAUUAAAAAGAUGCAAUCAAAACAAAGAAGUAGAAAACGAUGGGUUAAAGGUCAACAAUAACCAAUCAAGAUCGAGGUCGACAGAACAAGCUGUGAAUCAUAUGUAGAGGAAUUCGAACAAUUCUACCUGAAGUUUGUGCUGAUGAUUUUGUUCAAAAGAACAAUCAAAGAUUCACUACCAAACUAUCCAGCUCAGAGAACAAAACUUUACCAAAAUCAUCCGCCUGAGCUAAAAAUCUCCAUAAUCCUAUUUGUUCCGUUAUAACAUAAUAAUUUCAUUCAUUAUUCAGUUUGUUCUACUUUUAGUGUAGUAUCAUUAAAUUCAGUUCUGAUUGCGGUAUUUUUGUUUUGAUUAAGUCAAUGAACGGUUAUCAACUACUUUAUUUUCCUGUCGAGAGAAUAUAAUUUAUUCAGUAAGCCAACUAACAUUCUAUUAUGACACAUUUCGUUUAGUAGUAUGCUUUUUGGUGUACGUGUUACUCACUUAGUUUAACUUUACUGGUACUAAUCAAUCAAGUAACUUUUAAAGUUCCGUUAUCCACUUGGAAACUUUUUACUAAGCUCAGGUGAUUUUACAUCAUCUUUAACACAUUAUUUCUGAAAUCACUAAAUUUAUCUAAUAAAUUAUCAGUAAUUCUACAUGUAGAGUGAAUUUGUUCAACUUAGAUGUUCUAGUAGCGAAGGAUAUCAAAUCCGCGUUACAGAAAUGUUAUUAUCAAAGAUACUAAAGCACAUCUAGUCUUUGAAUUAAAAAUAGUACUUAAUGAUUUUCAAUGUUAACAACAACAUUAUAAGAGCUAGAAAAAUCAACGAUGUAUUCUUUUGUAUCCAGUUUCUAGUUAUGUCUGUUUUGUUAAAGCUAUAAAAUAUAACAAGUUUUCUUUAUAUUUUUCGAGAAAAAAAUAUACUAAUUUAUUUUGUUGUAUUUUAAAAUUAUUUCUUUUGCCAGAUACCAAACGAUAUUGAAUUAAAUAAUGUUAGUGAUUCACAAGUUACAGAUAAUCGUCAUAAUCAAUUAAGUAAUGAAAAUACUAAUCAAUCAUUAUCCACAUUUCAAACAAUUCCUUCAACUCUUCAACCAGAUACAUUACAGUGUCCAACAAAUUUCUCAUUUACAACUUCUGAACUAACUUUAUCAUCUAAUUCAAUAAAUAUUUCAACACCAUCAUUAUGUUGUGUUUACGAUGAUAAUAAAUUACUUCAUACAUCACCGCCUCCAUUAUUAUCUCAUACUAAUUCUAUACAAAAUGUAAUCAUGUCAACAACAGUAACAACAAGUCAAUAUUACUGUCCACAAGUAUAUUUUAAUGCUGUAACACGAAACUAUUCAUGUUCACCAUCAUCUACUUCAGUAACAUUGUAUUCUACUAAUAAUUAUCCAAUGAUAUCAUCGAAUUCAUUGAAUAAUGAUCAUUUGAAUUCAUAUACAAAUACACAAUAUUUUAAUGUUAAACAAUAAUAAAACAUUAAUUGAAAAGAAUACAUUUUAAAACUUCUAAUAUUACACAUGAAAUAAUUGUACAUUACUUUAAUGCAUCAUAUGAUGCCUACGGUUUUUUCUUAUUUGAUUCAUUCCUCUAUGAAUAAAUGAAUAGAAACUUAUUUUUUAUGUGUAAAUGCGUUAUUUCAUCUUAUUUAAUUGUUAAUUUGUUUAACUUUCUUUUUACUUUGAUUUUCUUUUCUUUUUUAUUUGAUGUUUUAGGUUCGCUGUUUCCGCUUUUUUUUUCCCUAAAUAACAACCCCAAAAUAUUGUGUUGUGCUUAUGAUUGUAUCUUCAACUUCUUUUCUUCUUCUUCUCCUCAAUAUUUUCUAAUAUAAAAAUUUGUUUGUUCUCAAGAAAAGGAAUAAAUUUUUUUUUAAAAAAAAUUGAUUUAUA
Schistosoma haematobium is the source of this 4845-nucleotide messenger RNA. It is a transcript of the gene USO1, whose product is annotated as Vesicle-mediated ER to Golgi transport protein. NCBI's taxonomy places the organism in Eukaryota, Metazoa, Platyhelminthes, Trematoda, Strigeidida, Schistosomatidae. The transcript is spliced from 14 exons. The record is from RefSeq and is a predicted model, not a curated record. Gene Ontology annotation, cellular component: endoplasmic reticulum; ER to Golgi transport vesicle membrane; cytoplasm. The coding region runs from base 241 to 2445 and encodes 734 amino acids. Gene Ontology annotation, biological process: transcytosis; vesicle fusion with Golgi apparatus; intracellular protein transport.